Molecule: messenger RNA, 2417 nt
Organism: Amborella trichopoda
Lineage: Eukaryota; Viridiplantae; Streptophyta; Magnoliopsida; Amborellales; Amborellaceae
Product: CDK5RAP3 protein homolog
Biological process (GO): regulation of mitotic cell cycle
Cellular component (GO): endomembrane system
Source: RefSeq, a predicted model, not a curated record
CCCUAGGCUUUAUAGAAUCUACAUAAAAAAAAAAUCAAACUGUGUACCGCGUUCUAAUAACUGAGAAUAAUGGUGCGCAUGGUAACUAUCAGCCGAAGGGAGAAUUGAAUUCUCGGAGAGAUUCUUCGAUCAGGGGGCCUUUUUACCUUAUAUACGAUGACAUGGUAAAGCCAAAAUCUCUUGUUCGCAUUUUUAGUCAGUUGUCUUUCUCAAUCUUCUCUCCGUAUAGUCGAUGAUCCUACUAGCUUUAAUCGGCUAAAAAAUGCAAGAUCAAGCUGAAAUCCGCAAUCUUCCGAUCGAUAUUGCUUUCUCUCGUCUUGGAGAAUGGCUCGUCGAUAGAAAGAAGAUUCCGGGAGAUUGGCGUAAACGGCUGAGCUCGAAUCAUAAACAGAUUUCAUCUUCCUUUGCAUCGCUGCCUAAGGAUUUAGAUACCUAUUUCCAAACCCUAGAUUCAGAUUCAAUUGGAUACUUGGAAGCAAAGAAAAUAUACGAGAUACUGCUAAGAUCAACACCGCAAACACGGAAUAUAUUUGGUCGACUAUCUGGUUCUGCUGGCGAAUGGGAGUCCAUAGUGCGAGCUUUUGAAAAAGACUAUAUUUUUCUUGGGGAAGCUGCUCAAAUUAUGGUUCAAAACGUCAAUUAUGAGAUCCCUUAUCAGAAAAAGCAGGUACAGAAAGUUCGGCAACAACUAGCAGAUUUGGAACGCAAAGAAGCCGAUAUUAAAAGAACUGCAAAUAUAUCUGCGGCAAAGUAUGCAGAUGCUUGUCAAGAGCUUGGAUUGCAGGGGAUAAAUGUGAGAAUGGAACUUGUUGAGACUGCAAAGUCUCUUCCAGCCACAUUCAGGAAGAUCUUGGAAGUUUUGAAUGAUGACUCUGUCUUGCAAGCUAUCGAAUAUUACAAGAAUUUUGUGGCAGUUGCUCAUACAGAAAAAGAGAAAACAGCAGGUGUUGUGCUGCCAAAUUUGACGAACCUUUAUGCAAACCCUCCUUCUCUUAACAUUUCUGUGCGUCACGAGGCUUUAGCAUCCUCUGAGGUUUCGUCCAAAACAAAAUCAUCUUACUCUGUGGAUGGAAACCAAUUAUGUGAUGUUGAUGUGUCUAUGGAUCAAAUUGACUGGGAUGUUUCAGUGGAGACCUCUCAGAUUGACUGGGAUAUUGGUACUGUUGAGGAGACAGAGGUGUCUAUUGGUGAGGUUGGUAAAGAUGAAAUACCGAACGCAACUGAUGAACUGCAGGUGCAGGUCAUGGAUAAGGCCAUUCCCCCUGAAAAUAAAUUGCCAAAGAUAUUGGAUGAAGACACUGGUUUACAGAAUUCUAAUGAAGAAAUAUGUUGGGAUAUAAGCAUUGAAAAUUCUUCAAUGGAUAUACUUGAAGAAGCUGCAGUUCAAGAUGUUCCCUCUGAUGAUCAGUUUGAUGUAAAUAUGUUGGCAUCAUCAGAGGGUGAUGCGGAAGAAAGAAGCCAGAUUUUGGAUACAGAGUAUAGAAAUAAGCUUUUGGAUGAUUUAUUUGAGGUUAAAUGUUUCCUGAGUCAAAGGUUGUUCGAGAUGAAGAGUGAAGAGACUUCAUCUUUGCAACAUCAUGUUCAGGCAGUUUGCCCUUUUGUAUUACAGCAGUAUACAGUUGAUGCCAUUCAGUUAAUGUCAUCUCGGAUUUCCUCGGCAAUUUCAAUGCUUACCAACAGAAAGAUGCAAGAUUUGAUCAUGAUCCUCAACUCGAAAAGAUUCCUAGACAGAUUAGUGUCCAUGUUGGAACAAAGGAAGAGCCAUGAAGUGAAGCUGAAAGAGAGCUUAAAGGAUUUGUCAGCUAGACGUAUGGAGCUGAACAACAUGCUUUCUUUGUCAUGGCCCAAGCAGGAAGCAAUGCUGUUGAAAACCAGGGAGUUGAAGAAACUGUGUGAAACAACGCUGUCAUCCAUGUUUGAUGGAAGGCCUGUUAAUAUCAUUGGAGAAAUCAACACCAUAUUGAGUAGCAUCUGAACUGUCGACCGAUCAGGACUCGAGACUGAUUCGAAAUUUGGAAUAAAGUGGAACGAUUUGAUUAAGACUAAUUGGAAAUUUGGCAAACCUCCUUGAGGAUUGAAAAAUCUAGAUAACAGCAGGGAUCAACACCAUGACCUAGUGUUUUGGUUCUCGUACAAAUCAGCAGGCUUCAGAUUCGACUCUCAGCUUCACUUUCCAAAGCAACCGUCACAUUAGAAAUUUUCAGCUGAAAUCCAAAAUUGAAGUUUUGAUUUUAUCUUAUUUUGCUGGAAAAUGGAUGCAACUCAUAAAGUUCAAGUUAAUAUGUUGAAAUCCAGGAACAUGAUUCAUUUAGAUGAUGUCUCAGUAUCUUUGGUUGAAUGAAGGGAUGGAUGUCAUUUAGAUGAUGUCUUACUUACUGAUCGUUUGGUUGAAUGAAGGGAUAUAUGGUACCUGCUCA